CCCCACAUCCUCUUAUGAAUAAUACUUUUUUUUUUAUAAAAAAAAGAAAAAUCCCUUUAAAAUUCCAUUCCCUUUAAAAAAUCUUACCUCAUUGUAUGUUCUAAUAUGUUUAAAUUAUACCUCCAAAACUAAAUCCCCUCUUUUUUCAUUCCCUUUUACCUUUAAUUUGAAAAAAAGCUUGAAUUAAUCCUCCAAAAGGGGAUUAUAAAUUCAUUAAAACUGUCAAAAUACAAUAAAAAUUCAUCAAAUUAAAUCAAGAUCAUGUUUUUGUCCCUUCUUUGAUCAAAUUAAGAAGGGGACAAACAUUUAUAAGGAAUCCUCUUACAAUGGUAAGAGCCUUUGAUCGAAGCAAAACAUCAUCUUUUAAAUUCAGAAAAAUGUUCGAUAGACAAUCAAGUGAAUCAAAAACUUCAACUUCCGUGGAAGCUCAACAAUUAGUUAGUUCUCCUAUUUCAUCUUCCCCUAAUAAAAUCCGUUCGGUUUCUCGGAAAGAAACUUUUGUUCAUAAUCGUGGUCGGAAACCAGUAACAGAAAUUGAAUUGAUGAAGGAAAGGUUUACAAAGCUGUUGCUGGGUGAAGAUAUGUCUGGUGGUGGUAAAGGCGUUGCUUCUGCUUUGGCAUUGUCGAAUGCCAUUACUAAUCUUGCAGCAUCUGUGUUUGGAGAAACAAAGAAAUUAGAGCCAAUGCCUGCAGAUAAGAAAGUAAGGUGGAGAAAAGAAGUUGACUGGCUCUUAUCAGUCACUGAUCAUAUUGUUGAACUUGUGCCUUCCCAACACCAAGCCGCCGACGGUUCCUUUAUGGAGAUUAUGGUAACAAAACAACGAUGCGAUCUCCUUGUUAACAUCCCAGCAUUACGAAAACUCGAUGCUAUGCUUCUUGACUGCUUAGAUAACUUUCAAGGGCAGACAGAGUUUACAUAUGUGGAUUCCAAGGAUUUAAGUGAGGCUGACAAAGCCGCCAGUCGAGACGGUGAUAAGUGGUGGAUACCAACAGUCAAGAUUCAACCAGGUGGCCUAUCAGAUACUACAAAGAAAUGGAUACAACAACAAAAAGAUGCUGUAAACCAGGUUCUGAAAGCAGCCAUGGCUAUCAAUGCCCAAGUGCUCUCAGAAAUGGAAAUCCCAGAAAGUUACAUUGAGUCACUUCCGAAGAACGGACGAGCAAGCCUUGGUGACAUAAUCUACAAGAGCAUUACAGAUGAAUUCUUUGAUCCAGAUGGUUUAUUAUCAUCCAUGGAUUUGACAUCAGAGCACAAAGUUCUUGAUUUGAAGAACAGGAUUGAGGCCUCAAUAGUGAUAUGGAAGAGGAAGAUGGUUCAGAAAGAUGGGAAAUCAUCGUGGAGUUCAUCUAUAAGCAUGGAGAAAAGAGAGCUGUUUGAGGACAGGGCUGAAACUAUGCUACUCAUACUUAAACAUCUUUUUCCUGGGCUUUCUCAAUCCUCACUUGACAUAUCCAAAAUCCAAUUUAAUAAGGAUGUGGGACAUGCGGUAUUGGAAAGUUACUCAAGGGUACUAGAAAGUUUAGCUGCAGCCAUCUUGAAUAGGAUAGAUGAUGUUAUUUACGCGGAUAAUGUAGCUGCAAAAACAGCAGCAUCAGAAUCAGCAUCAACAGGGAAUGACGAGGAAGACGAACUCUCUCCAGGCACGCCAACAUCCAUGACAUUAUUGGAUUUAAUGAGUUGGAAUAUCGACCAAGGAGGUGAAGAUGCAAAUAUGAACUCGAGUGAUUUUGAUGAACAAAGUGAUCAAAAGAUCAUGGCAAAGAUUCAACCCGAAAACAAACGUAUAUCAUAUCUCGAGAAGCUUGAGAAUUGGGGCGGCCUAAGAAGUCCAACAGCAAGACAUUAACCAAGGGAACAAUAUGGCUCAAUAAAAAUGAAGCCACAAAGAGAACUGGAGCUAAAUUAAAGCAUAUAGAAAAGGAAUUAUGUGUAUAGAUAUGAGGUUUAUGAUGAGGUAGUCCUUUAGGGGUUCUUCCUUCCUAUGAUAGGACAGGGAAGUUUCAGCACUUUAACUAGUUUUACAAAGGUGGGUGCUUUUUGGGGUUGUUUCUGGCUUCCUGACUUGUAGCUAGUGUAUAUGAUAUCCCUAACUAUCAAAGGGCAUACUUUAUUGAGCCCUAGUGUGUUGUAUAAUUUUGAACUAGUCUUAUUAUUUUUGUGACCAAAUCUUCUAACUUGUAU
This is a messenger RNA of Amaranthus tricolor (Joseph's coat), 2182 nucleotides long. Its product is annotated as rho guanine nucleotide exchange factor 8-like. The transcript has 7 exons. Bases 327 to 1847 code for a protein of 506 amino acids. Gene Ontology annotation, molecular function: guanyl-nucleotide exchange factor activity. Lineage: Eukaryota; Viridiplantae; Streptophyta; Magnoliopsida; Caryophyllales; Amaranthaceae. The record is from RefSeq and is a predicted model, not a curated record.